This is a messenger RNA of Pisolithus orientalis, 3978 nucleotides long. RefSeq lists its product as uncharacterized. Gene Ontology annotation, biological process: intracellular calcium ion homeostasis. Gene Ontology annotation, molecular function: P-type ion transporter activity; ATP hydrolysis activity; ATP binding. Lineage: Eukaryota; Fungi; Basidiomycota; Agaricomycetes; Boletales; Pisolithaceae. The record is from RefSeq and is a predicted model, not a curated record. Gene Ontology annotation, cellular component: endoplasmic reticulum membrane. Bases 213 to 3854 code for a protein of 1213 amino acids. The transcript has 20 exons.
GUUCAGCCGUGCCCACACUUUGUUCCCUUCUGGGCCAGACCUGCUGACUCAUCAACACCACUCUUUUUUUGCCGCGCUUCGUCAGUGUCUCCCCGACAAGCACGCAAUUGGCCCCCAGAGCUAUUAAGACCAUUAUCCACGACUGGUGACAGUGGUUUAUAUUUCUGUCCGUUUUUGGCACCCACGGACCCUACGUGGUAUCAGUGUGCGCCAUGGUACCCGUUGAAGUGGAAUCUCAGGAAAUCGCUCGUGCAACUUUGCACGUAGCCCUUCCGUGGUACACGCACGUUUACACACUUCCGUUUCUCUCCCUCUAUCCGCUGCUUGCCUAUGCAUACUAUGUCAGGUACGACGACUGGAUCAAGAGUGAGGAAUGGACUUUUUUGUUUUGCGUACUGUUGGGUGCUGGUCAUGCACUCAGUUUUUUGGUCACUCGAUGGAGUGCUGCUGCGAAGACAUGGAUAACCACACGGCCGGCUAGUUCUGUAGAGGAGGCUGACUGCAUUCGUCUCAUUCCUCUCCCACACCGCGGUCAAGGCGAAAUCGUCCCGUUGGUAAAGCGGAUCAAAACUAAAUUAAUGACAUACUCCUUCAACUAUCAGCGAGACACAUACGUUGCAUCCAAAAUCUCUCCGAUUACAUUUAUGCGCUUACCCUAUCCCUCAACUCAUCGUCCCCCAUUGUCUGAUUUCCUCGCGCCUUCUGGUCUCGCGACCCACCAGGUUCCUGCACUAAAAUCACUAUAUGGAAAGAACGAGUUUAAUAUCCCCAUACCCUCGUUCUCUGAAUUAUUCGGUGAACAUGCCACAGCUCCCUUCUUCGUAUUCCAGGUAUUCUGUGUUGCGCUGUGGUGUCUCGACGAAUAUUGGUAUUACAGUCUGUUCACAUUGUUCAUGCUUGUCAUGUUCGAGUGCACAGUCGUCUGGCAGCGGGUGAAAACGCUGACAGAGUUCAGGACGAUGUCUGUCGCACCGUAUCCCAUCCAGUGCCUCCGAGAUUCCAAAUGGAUUACGCUCCAGACGGACGAACUUUUACCAGGUGACAUCGUGUCGGUCGCUCGUCUACAGUCGGAAACGGUGGUGCCAGCAGACAUUCUUCUCGUUCACGGUACAUGCAUUGUUAACGAGGCGAUGCUUUCCGGAGAGUCAACACCUCUGCUCAAGGAAUCGAUACAGCUAUUAGACAAUUCAGAGAAACUUGACGUAGACGGUGCACACAAGAAUGCAGUAUUGUUCAGUGGCACCAAGGUACUUCAGGCGAGCCCCACAAGUCAGGGUCAAGUAUCUGCUGGCACUCCUGACGGCGGAUGUCUCGGUGUAGUCUUACGUACUGGUUUUGGUACAGCCCAGGGUCAACUGGUUCGAACGAUGAUAUUCUCCACCGAGCGUGUUUCUGCAAACAACCUAGAGUCUUUCCUUUUCAUCGGUUUUCUUCUGAUCUUCGCUAUUGCCGCCAGCUGGUAUGUGUGGGUCAAAGGUAUUGAGAGGAAUUUGAAGAAGUCCAAGCUCCUUCUCGACUGUGUUCUUAUCAUCACGAGUGUCGUACCUCCCGAACUCCCAAUGGAGCUUUCAUUGGCAGUCAAUGCAUCCCUUGUUGCCCUGUCCAAAUUCGCUAUAUUCUGCACUGAACCCUUUCGCAUUCCGAUUGCUGGACGGGUUGACGUUUGCUGCUUCGAUAAAACAGGUACGAUUACUGCGGAAAACCUGGUUCUAGAAGGAAUUGUGGGCGUCGACGAAACUGAUAAGCUCAAGUUGGUUGAUGUCAAGGAAUCUGGAAAGCAGACGACAUUGUGCUUGGCAGCUGCGCAUGCCCUGGUACGCCUUGAUGAUGGUACUAUCGUCGGAGAUCCCAUGGAGAAGACGACCCUGGAGGCUCUCGACUGGAAAAUUUCCCAAGGCGAUUCCGUGGCUCCCUCGUCCAACAAGGCCCCUGUGGCGUCUAAGCUGUACAUUCGUCGUCGCUUCCAGUUCUCCUCCGCACUCAAGCGGAUGUCGACUGUAUCUACUCUCCCGAGUAGUAAGACACUGGUUUCAGUGAAAGGUGCUCCUGAGACUAUCAAGGCGAUGCUUGCUGAAGUGCCUGAAUGGUAUGAUGAGACGUAUAAGUGGUAUAGCAGACGCGGAAGCCGCGUUCUUGCACUUGGUACGAAGGAAAUUGAACCGAUGUCCAUCGACAGAAUUAACAAGUUGGCGAGAGAAGAUGUGGAGAGCAAAUUAACAUUUGCUGGGUUCCUGGUUUUCCACUGCCCUCUCAAACCGGAUGCUGUGCAGACUCUCAAGAUGUUGGCUGACUCUUCACAUCGCUGCAUCAUGAUAACUGGAGAUAAUCCCCUCACUGCUGCGCAUGUUGCGCGCGACGUCGAGAUUGUUGAUCGAGAUGUCUUGAUAUUAGAUCUCAAGGAGAACCCUGCCAACGAAAGAGAUAUCGUCUGGCGUACUGUGGACGAGAGCAAGAUCAUUCCUGUUGACCCCUCUCAGCCUGUAGAUACGUCCCUUUUCGACCAGUAUGAUAUCUGUAUCACUGGUGCUGCUAUGAAGCAGUUCCAGGGUACGGAUAGCUGGAACGAUCUCGUUCAGAACACCUGGGUCUACGCUCGCGUGUCUCCCGCCCAGAAAGAGUACAUCCUUACAAGUUUGAAGGGUCUUGGUUACAACACUCUCAUGGCUGGCGACGGUACCAACGACGUCGGUGCACUCAAACAGGCGCAUAUAGGUGUCGCUCUCUUGGACGGGACGCCCGAAGAUUUGCAAAAGAUCGCUGAGCACCAGAAGAUUGAGCGGAUCAAAAAGGUGUACGAGACGCAACUCAGAUUGUCUACUCGCUUUGGAAGCCCUCCGCCUCCGGUCCCUCCUGCCAUCGCGCACUUGUAUCCCGAUGUCGUAGAGGCUCACAAGAAAGCUGCUGCUGACCUACAGGCUGCACGGAAGAAGAAUCCGAUGGAGAAGUUUGACAUGGGUUCCAUUACGGAUGCUUUGGCGAACAUGGAAGGUGACGAGGAUGUACCUCAGAUCAAACUUGGUGAUGCAUCGUGUGCGGCGCCAUUUACGUCGAAGCUCUCUCAUGUUUCUGCAAUCACUCAUAUCAUCAGGCAAGGACGGUGCACACUCGUGGCAACGAUUCAGAUGUACAAGAUCUUAGCGCUGAAUUGCUUGAUCACUGCAUACAGUCUAAGCGUGCAGUACCUCGAUGGUAUCAAAUUUGGCGAUUACCAGGUUACUGUCAGUGGCAUGUUGAUGUCCGUUUGUUUCCUUUGCAUCUCCCGGGCUCAGCCGGUCGAGAAGUUAUCUCGGGAACGCCCACUUGGGAAUAUCUUCAACCUUUACGUCCUCUUGUCGGUAUUGAUCCAGUUUGCUCUGCAUAUCGUGUCCAUGGUGUACAUUACCAACCUUGCGCACUUUUACGAACCUCCUGGUGUCAUCGACUUGGACGCCAAAUUUGAGCCCAGUUUGCUCAACACGGCUAUCUAUCUUUUGGGACUUUCACAACAAGUAUCGACGUUUGCCAUCAACUUCCAGGGUCGUCCAUUCCGUGAAGGAAUCCGUGAAAACUCUAAACUCUACUGGGGUCUUGUUGGAGCAAGCACGGUCGCAUUCUCCGGCUCGACGGAUUUCUUCCCUGAAUUGAACCGAUGGCUCCAGAUAGUUGAAAUGGACAGCCUGUUUAGAAUCAAAUUGACGAGCGUUAUGAUCGCCGACUUUGUCGGCUGUUGGGUGGUAGAGAAGUUGUGCAAGUACCUGUUUGCAGAUCUUGAGCCUAAGGCGCUGAUCACUCGCGGGCGCGAGAGGAGGGAAGCUAGACGGGCGGAGGAAGCUAGAGUGGCGGCUGAGGCUGCCGUAGAGAAGAAAGAACAGUAAACUAGUAACGCAUUUUAUAACCUCAUGAGACAGUUUUUUAUAUAUCGAUGGUACUCGUUUUAUGUUCGUGGGCAGGCCUUGAAAUCUAUAGAGCCGUGUUCGGUCCACCUGGACUGAUGGAAGG